CAGUGUCAUUCAACAACCCAAGUGUGAAGAUAAGUGUGUACACGGUCCUAAGGUUUUCCUAAGUGGAUAUUUAAAUACUGUGAACUUUUCCUUGGAUUAUAGUGUUGGAUAUUACCACAAUGUCUAUGGGAAAGGAAAGUCCGCAUUUAAUUACGGCUGCACCUAGACAAGAACACUUGGUGUGUGCCGAACCCCUUUGUCCCACAUCAGCUGACCCAUAUUCAGGUCGAAUCUACUGUCGUUGUUACCAGAGCCUGGAAUCCCGUGACCCCAUAGGGAUGCCACCCAUGUCCCGGGACCCCUCGGGACUCCCACACAUGUCCAGCCCCUCCCCACAGACACCCUACCCGGGGAUAUAUCCUCCUCAUUAUGGUCUGGAAGCCGCAUCACCCGUCACAAACCCACUGGCUCAUGGUGGUCGCUGGGAUCCAUCCAUGUUUUCUACUUCCGGUUAUUCCGCUCCGUUUCCGGCCGGUACAAGCGUUCCACAGAUGGAGAACGUGCUUCGCUCUCAGAUGUACAAUUACAUGUACCCAGCUAUGUUUGACUUGAGUGGAGCUCGCCGUAAGAACGCCACCCGGGAAACCACCAGCGCUUUGAAAGCAUGGCUUGUAGAGCACAAGAAGAAUCCCUACCCUACAAAGGCCGAGAAAAUCAUGUUGGCCAUUGUCACUAAAAUGACCUUGACACAAGUGUCCACGUGGUUUGCCAACGCCAGAAGGAGACUGAAGAAAGAGACGAAAGGUGAUUGGUCACUGGACAACAGUUUGGACAAUUCGACCAUGUCCAGUGAUGAAGAAGAACGAACAAGCGAUGACCAGGAAUCAAGGGACGAGAUUGCUCAAAGACUUGGACAAGUUCCUGAAAUGUCUCAAAAUCAAAGGACGCCCAGCACGAUGACCUUUCAACCCGCCAACACCGCAUCAGGAACUCUACCCGGCUUCGCUACCUUCACACAAGUUAAACAUCCCGAUACGAACAUUUCUCCAAGUCCAGUAAUGACAGGACAAGUCCCAAAUGUAUACCCCAACAGUCAUUAUUACCAGCCUGGACAUCUUCACACACAUCAUGAAUAUUCAGCGAUGGUCAGCACUCAGGACUUUGGACAUUAUCAAUUGAAACAUGAAGACGUCUCCUCGUCCAGCAGUGAUGACUCCGACAAGGAAAACGCAGACCUGUCAAAAACGAGUAUUUCUCCGAGUACGAGUCCCGACCUUCCCAAAUCCCGGAUCUGGUCGAUCUCCGACAUUAUGGGAGGCAAAGCAUCGCCACACAAUAACACUGUGACGAAAGGCGGUUUGUCCUCAGAGGAAAACAUUGCCUCUUGAUUAUAUCGACUGAGGAGACUUAAAGAAUUCCGCUGUCUAGUGAUGGACUACCUAAAUAUUGAGACACUUGGCCACAGUUCGAGGAUGUACUUUACCUAUAUAUGUGUUAUAUCUGCCAGGUGUUUUUGCGCACGUGUUGUUAAAUGUGACAUUUAGUACCGUUAAAUUGACAUAUACACUUAAUAAAUUAUUGAUUUGAA
Molecule: messenger RNA, 1528 nt
Organism: Pecten maximus
Lineage: Eukaryota; Metazoa; Mollusca; Bivalvia; Pectinida; Pectinidae
Product: homeobox protein araucan-like
Exons: 5
Coding region: 120-1328 (402 amino acids)
Biological process (GO): regulation of transcription by RNA polymerase II; cell development; neuron differentiation
Cellular component (GO): nucleus
Molecular function (GO): RNA polymerase II cis-regulatory region sequence-specific DNA binding; DNA-binding transcription factor activity, RNA polymerase II-specific
Source: RefSeq, a predicted model, not a curated record